GUUAGCGGGAAGCCUUAACCAAUCAUCGUCUGUAGUUCGAGGGAACUGUAUUUGACCAAGCUAUUUAUUGUAUCCUCCCCAGUUCUUGGUGCGUGUCUGUCUCACCGACAAGUGUGUGGCGCAGCACGAGCAGAAAUAGUCGGCAGGAUGUCCAAAGAGGGCCAACCACGUGAGCCAGAACAGCUGCGGAAGCUCUUCAUUGGAGGGCUCAGCUUUGAAACCACAGACGAUAGUUUGCGGGAGCAUUUUGAACAAUGGGGCGCCUUAACGGAUUGUGUGGUGAUGAAAGACCCAAACACCAAACGCUCCAGGGGCUUUGGGUUCGUCACCUACUCCAACGUGACUGAAGUUGAUGCCGCUAUGGAUGCACGGCCCCACAAGGUUGACGGUAGGCUCGUUGAACCCAAAAGAGCCGUGUCCCGAGAGGAUUCCAACAAGCCAUUUGCUCACACAACUGUGAAGAAGAUAUUUGUGGGUGGCAUUAAAGAUGACACCGAGGAGAACCAUCUUCGUGAUUACUUCAAACAUUUUGGCAAAAUUGAGGCCAUUGAGAUAAUGGUUGACCACAAGACCGGAAACAAAAGGGGCUUUGCUUUUGUUACGUUUGAUGACCAUGACUCCGUUGAUCGCAUCGUCAUUCAAAAAUACCACACUGUGAAUGGGCACAACUGUGAAGUAAGAAAAGCUCUGUCUAAACAAGAGAUGCAAAACACUAGCAUGAACAUGAGAGGCCGUGGAGGAGGAGGAGGAGGAGGUGGAAACUUCAACAGAUAUGGCAACAAUGGCGGCUACAACAAUGACUUUGGUGGCGGCGGUGGCAACCGCGACGGUUAUUUUGGAAGAGGUUUGUGCCUAAGCGGCAGCGGCGGUUAUGGAGGUGACAACUACAACAAUGGAUUUGGUGGUGGUGGAGGAGAUGGUAAUUAUGGUGGCAGCCCUGGUAACUAUGGUGGAAACCGUGGAUAUGGAGGAGGUGGCGGUGGAGGAGGUCAUGGUUAUGGCAACCAGGGUGGUGGUUAUGGUGGUGGUGGCGGCAACAGCAGCGGGGGCGGCUAUAAUGACAAUUACAACAACGGCAAUGGAAACUUUGGAGGUGGCAACUUUGGAGGUGGUGGUGGCGGCGGCGGAGGUGGUAACUACAAUGACUUUGGCAACUAUAGCAACCAGCAGUCCAGCUAUGGUCCCAUGAAAGGGAACUUUGGAGGUGGCGGAGGCGGCGGAAGAAACAGUGGCCCGUAUGGUGGUGGCUAUGGCAGUGGAUCUGGUGGUGGAUAUGGAAGCAGCUCUGGUGGUAGACGGUUUUAAGCUCAAAGGACUGAGUGCUUUAGGAGAGGAGAGCAAGAGAAGUGACAGGGCAGAUGCAGGUUUACAUCCCUAGAUCUGCUCAGCAAAACAGGCCUGGCAGAUUAACAGCUGCCACCAGAAGAAGUGUACAGUAGUGCUAUCAUGUGUGGGACGUCAUGAUUUUGUCAUCAUGCAGACUUAUUUUAUAUUGUCUAUGGGGAAAAAGCACUCCAAUGAGGUUUUAUGUAGAACUACUUUCAGUCUUUAUGGUUUUGAUUAUGUAACCAAUCAAGGUGAAAUAAAACAUCCUUUCUGUUUUUUUUAAAAAA
This is a messenger RNA of Carassius carassius (crucian carp), 1613 nucleotides long. Its product is annotated as heterogeneous nuclear ribonucleoprotein A1-like. The record is from RefSeq and is a predicted model, not a curated record. Gene Ontology annotation, molecular function: RNA binding. The coding region runs from base 148 to 1305 and encodes 385 amino acids. Lineage: Eukaryota; Metazoa; Chordata; Actinopteri; Cypriniformes; Cyprinidae. The transcript is spliced from 11 exons.